GCCGACUUUAUACAGACAACACUUUCAUAGUCGUGCGACUGUUGUUGUCGACAACGUUGCCGGCGACGAUAUUUUUAGGCUGUCUAAAGAAGAUCAAAACAGUCGUGCGAGGGUUUUCCUCGAAUCAUCGUGCGACCACCUCGGACCCGGUCGCGCGACCCUUCAGCGGGGGGCCCGCGUUGAUUUUUCCGCUGUCUAAAGAAAAACGUUGCCGGCGAUGCAAGCUGGAGGUCAUGGGUCAUAUGUUAAUUAGCCUGCGCACGCCAUUUCCUGUCCCCAAACGUGGAAAACUCCCGCCAUUUUGUUGUCUGAGGUCGUGUUUGUAUUUGCUGUUUAUUCGCUAUUAUUUUCCGUCUAGGAGGCCGUUUUGCUUUAGAUUUUUACUUUUUAUCUAACGUAAGUAGGUAGAAUAUGGCCGAAGGCCACGGCAGGCUAUGGGGAGUGGAGGAAACGCGGUGUUUGGUCGGACUUUGGGGAGAACUGGAGGUUCAGAAAAAAUUCGACAACUUUCGCAGCAAACAAGCUAUGGAGAAGAUUGUCCGCGGCAUGAGCGAGGCGGGAUUUGAGCGCACCCUCAAGCAGAUUCAGACAAAAAUGCGGGACAUGCGCUACAGGUACCGAAAAGCAAAGAGAGACAACCAGAAGAGUGGGGCCGGCCCGUCAACGUGCCCGUUUUAUGCCGAGCUGGACAAGAUGCUUGGGGACAGGCCUGCCACACUGCCCCACCACAUCGUGCAAACCAACUUCAGCUCAUCCUCAGCAUCAGAUACAGAGUCAGGUGAAGAGGAUGGGGAGAAUGAAGCUGAUACAGCUGAUGAUAGGCCCGUCACUCCACCCUCUGACUCUGUUGCUGAUAGCACAGGUGAUGAGAAUCUGUCCUCUUCAUUGCUCAGCAACGGAAAUGAGGAGGACAACCUAUCUGCUGAAACCCCGAGGUCGAAAGGGAAGAAGAACACCCCAGGUGGAAAAGUGAAGUACAACUCAGGGGGAAAAGGCAGUGCAAGCAAAGACAGUGCAGGCAAAGACAGUGCAGGCAAAGACAGUGCAGGCAAAGACAGUGCAGGCAAAGACAGUGCAGGCAAAGACAGUGCAGGCAAAGACAGUACAGGGAAAAGAAAGGGAACAGGAUUUACCAAGAUUGAAAGGAACAAGAAAAAAACCAGGUUAGACAACCAGUGUGAAGGACUGCAUAAGGCAAUGUCAGCUGUUCAAACUGAGGGCUUCAAGCAGCAAGAAGACAUGAUGAAGAAGAGGGACCAAGGCUGGAAGGAUCAUGACGUCCACGUGACGAAGAUGCAACAGGAGGCGGAUCGAGAUAUGAUGGCUGGGAUGAUGGGCCAGUUUAUGGGCAUGAUGGGCCAGUUCAUGGCCAUGUUUGGCCAGGGGGCCAUGCCUCAGCGGGCCCCCUUCCAGCAGGCCCCUGGGGCCAUGCCUCAGCGCCCCCCCUUCCAGCAGGCCCCUGGGGCCAUGCCUCAGCAGCCCCCCUUCCAGCAGGCCCCCUUUCAGCAGGCCCCUGGGCAGGCCCCUGGGGGCAUACCUGAGCACCCUCCCUUCCAGGGGUCCCCCAGAAAAUGA
Branchiostoma floridae (Florida lancelet) is the source of this 1575-nucleotide messenger RNA. RefSeq lists its product as uncharacterized. The coding region runs from base 412 to 1575 and encodes 387 amino acids. NCBI's taxonomy places the organism in Eukaryota, Metazoa, Chordata, Leptocardii, Amphioxiformes, Branchiostomatidae. The record is from RefSeq and is a predicted model, not a curated record. The transcript has 5 exons.